Messenger RNA from Drosophila persimilis, 397 nucleotides. RefSeq names its product diptericin A. NCBI's taxonomy places the organism in Eukaryota, Metazoa, Arthropoda, Insecta, Diptera, Drosophilidae. The record is from RefSeq and is a predicted model, not a curated record. Bases 23 to 331 code for a protein of 102 amino acids. The transcript has a single exon.
UAACGAAGCCACUCCAAUCAAGAUGCAGUCUACAAUCGUCCUCGCUCUGCUCUGCUGCAUUGUCGGUGCUGUGGUGGCAUAUCCGGCCGAAGACAUGACGAUGCCCUCGACGCCAUCGCCUCGCUAUCCCCUCAACUUGCAGGGCGGCGGCGGGGCCCAGGAGCGCGAAGGAUUCAACUUUGGAGUGCGUGGCAGCGAGAACGUGUGGAGGAGCGACAACGGACGGCACGAGAUCGACGUAAACGGCGGAUAUGCCCAGCGUUUGGGCGGAAAGUGGGGCAACUCGGAGCCGAGCUACAGCGUUGGCACCAACUACCGCUACAGAUGGUAGACCACCUUUGUAUUGCCCUAGUACCUUUGAAAUAUUAAAAAAUAUACAUACAUACAUCGAAACAUA